Molecule: messenger RNA, 1188 nt
Organism: Drosophila sulfurigaster albostrigata
Lineage: Eukaryota; Metazoa; Arthropoda; Insecta; Diptera; Drosophilidae
Exons: 1
Coding region: 1-1188 (395 amino acids)
Molecular function (GO): catalytic activity
Source: RefSeq, a predicted model, not a curated record
AUGCAAGUAGUCCAGCUUAACCUAAAUCACUGUGCAGCUGCGCAUGACCUUCUUCAGCAAGCAGUUCGAGAUGAUAGCGCUGACGUAGCUAUCUUAACAGGCUCAGUCUGGGCAGCGGAUACUACUGGCAAGGCAGCAAUCUGGGUGUGCGGCAAAUCACCGUUGCAGUUCGGACACGAGCAUGCUGCACGUGGAUUUGUGCGAGCAAAAAUUGGCGGUACAUGGGUCUAUAGCGUGUAUCUGGCCCCCAGUCUUUCUCUGGAGGAUUACGGGCGCAUCCUGGAUGAACUCGCAGCUGAUGCUAUAGGCCGCUCCCCAUUAAUUGUCGGCGGCGACUUCAAUGCAUGGACAAUGGAAUGGGGCAGUCCCUGCACAAAUGCGAGAGGCUCUAUUGUGACGGAAACGUUCCAAAUGCUGGAUCUAAUCCUCUUGAACGAGGGCACGCAGCAGACUUUCUGUAGAGCUGGCGUGGGGUCCAUAGUCGACCUGACUUAUGUGUGCAGCGCGCUGUCGCCAUCGGCACAUUGGCGCUUGAGCGACGCCUACACAGCUAGCGUCCACCGUGCCAUUCUGUGCGAAGUUGGCGGACGGCGCCCCAACAAUGCAGGUGCUCCAUCAAGAUGGGUUAACUUUAACGCGGAUAAAAUGGAUGUGCUGCGCUUCAGCGCUCGCAUGCAGAGUAUGGAAGCGGCAGGAAGCGCUGAGCAGAUGGCUACGACAGCAUUGCAUGCGGUAGCGCAAGCAUGCAAAGAUACGAUGCCCCUCAGAAGACCAUCCACCCGCCACCAUCUGCCAGUGUACUGGUGGAAUGAGGAAAUCGCCACCGCCAGGCGGGAAUGCAACCGCGAGAGAAGAUGCUACCAGCGAUUGCGAGGCAGAUCGUCCUUCACAUUGUGGCAGCGCGAAUACAAGGAGAGGCGAAAAGCUCUGAAACAUGCCAUCAAGGCGAGCAAACGCAAAUGCUUCACCGAGCUUUGUGAGAGUGUGGAGAGCGACCCAUGGGGUAAGGCGUAUCAACUGGUCACGAAAAAGAUCUCGAUGCACAAAGCGUCUAUGCCACCGGAUGAUGUGAUGCACAGCAUUGUCCGAGAGCUGUUUCCGACUACAGUUGGUGAGACGGUGCGAAAUCUGGAUGUCGCCACAUCCAAUAACAGCCGGCAAUUGAGUUGGUUACCAGUGCCGAGAUAA